Folsomia candida is the source of this 800-nucleotide messenger RNA. RefSeq lists its product as uncharacterized. The coding region runs from base 63 to 710 and encodes 215 amino acids. The transcript is spliced from 4 exons. NCBI's taxonomy places the organism in Eukaryota, Metazoa, Arthropoda, Collembola, Entomobryomorpha, Isotomidae. The record is from RefSeq and is a predicted model, not a curated record.
AGCCACCACAAAACUCAUUCCCAACCUUUUCGGCGUCCAGACCUAAAUACAUACCAAAAAUCAUGUUCAAGUCACUGCUUUUGUCCCUCCUCCUUGUCUCCGUCUGGGUGGGUGAGUUUGACCAUGUCGACGCUCACGGUAAGAUGAUGAAGCCCCCAAAUCGUUCCUCAAUUUGGAGAGUUCCAGAGUUCUCGAACCAAAAUCCUCCAGCCAAUUACAACGACAACGAACUCUAUUGCGGCGCCAUCCAUCAGGUUGACGACCCUGGGAGCAACUGUGGCGUCUGUGGUGAUCCUCAGGCCCAAAGUACUCCACGAGACAAUGAAGUUAAUGGAAGGUGGUACCGAGGAAUUAUCGUUGGGGAUUAUACCCGCGGACAGAAUAUCGACAUCGAGAUAGAUUUGAACGCGGCCCACCUCGGCGCGAUGGAAUGGAGGCUUUGCACCAAUCCGGCGACGGAGAACCAGGCCUGCUUCAAUAAUCACUUGCUCCAGCUUACGUCGGGAGGAACUAAAUUGUAUGUGACCCAAGGACCUGGAUUCUACAGGACCCAGGCCACCCUCCCAAGCGGUGUUACGUGUGAGCAUUGCAUCCUUCAAUGGAAUUACAGAGGAGGAAAUCAAUACGGUGACUGCGGCAAUGGGACGAGUGGACUCGGAUGCGGUCCGCAGGAAACCUUCCGAGGUUGUGCGGAUGUUAGGAUUCGAUAAUUUGCGAAAAAUGGCAAACACAUUAAAAACGAUUGUAAAUAAAUUUAAUUUAUCAGAGCAAUAAAUGGUAUUACACCAAUAUGACAUUCA